Messenger RNA from Klebsormidium nitens, 3191 nucleotides. The record is from the annotation of a GenBank genome assembly. Lineage: Eukaryota; Viridiplantae; Streptophyta; Klebsormidiophyceae; Klebsormidiales; Klebsormidiaceae.
GCUGCACAUCACCCAUUAUUCUUUGCCAUGCAUGCAAAUGAUAGCUCCAAAGGCCACUGGCAAAUGCUGAUAGGGAACGUCAAAAUGGGAAUUCCCUGUAGUGUACGGUACCCUGACUGAGCAGCCAAGUUCAGAGCUCCCCUAAAAUCACUGGCAGGAGCAUGAUAGCUGAACGGUCUGGUGAGGGAUCUCCCAAGGGGCAGUGGUUGGGAACAUUCUUCAGGGUCCAUUAUAGAACAGGCGCCGGCGUUGAAUGAGGUCUGAGAAAAGCGUGUCCCCUUUCACAAAGACGGGGAAUGCGCAUGUUCGGAAACGGCCGUGACGCAACCCUCAAAACGGCGGCAGCUUUGGUAGCUUGAGAGCGACUCCUGAAGGGCCAAUAUAAGAGCCCUAUAAAAGGGUUCCCCUCGCGGUUUCUUGACAGAAUGAGGAUCGUUGCAAACCGCAGAAUUUGGAAAGUCCCUCAGAAGCGGCCGCUUUGAAGCUAGAAGCCACUCCUGAAAAGGCUUGAGAAUGCAGCACAACAGGACAAGGACAAGAAUUCGAAUGUGCGCCGGCACAUUCUGGGUGCAAGCUAGGUCUCUUUGAGCACAGCUCCAUUGGCGGGGUCUUGUUAACGCCAGGCCGCCGCUUGGCCAACAACUUGCUGACAGCUGGCGCGGUUUUGCUCAGGCUUUAACUGGUGGCUUUCAAGACAGCUUUAACAACCAGAAGGAACGGGCGAGUCCUGGGCGCCUCACAUGUUCGAUGCCGGGCGAAGGUGAUCACAGCUGUCGCAUUCCUUUCCAUUCGGAGCGGCGACAAUGUCUCCCCCCCUUCUGACUUGCGAGCCCCGCAUGCUUUCCCGGGGCCAUAGAGCCAGCAGAUUGACAACCCCCUUCCAGGACCGCAGGUCCAAACGAUUGACGGUGACAAUCCCCGAGUCAGCUGCCUGGCUUGACACACCAAACUGGUGUCAAUUAGAACAGCACCUGCUGUCCCCAGACUUGGCAGCUGACUUUGACACCAUUGAUUUAGACACCGUUCACAUAAAGCUCCCCCAAGCCACAGCCUGCGAGUCGAUAAACAGUUUUUGUCCCGGGGGGGAGAGCUUGGGAUCCCCAGCAGGGACACCCAGAAGCAGGGACCCCCCUGGAGAGUGGGGCGACAGCGCCGGCAGUCUGCGGGUGUUUGGAAGCGAGGUGGUGGAGAGCAGCAACUUUUUUGGGGGGGGCGCCAUGGAGGAGAGCGACCCUGAGGGGGGCCCUCCAGCCAACACAACAGAAGAAGACAGCUCCUUGUACAGCCAGUACUUGCAGGAGCUGCCAGCUGGCGCGCCACCUGCAACAGCUGGCGCACCCUUGACCAUGCCAGCUGGCAUGGAGCUGGCAACAGCUGGCAUGGCAGCUGCUCCACCGCUUCCGUUUGGUGACCCAUACCAACAGACAGGAAGAUUUCCAGCCGUCCAAGCCGUUGCCGCGGCGCCGACGUGGCGCAACCCGUACCAGGCAAUAGUGGGGCAACUAGAGCUGGGCCCCGGUCUUCCCGCCAGCCAAGCUUCGUUCCUGGCCACCCCCCCUGCUUUGCCCGUGUCUCUACCCCCCCUGGGCCGGGGCUUACCCCCGUUCGAGCUGCCAAAUCCGCAGACGCAACGGCAAGGGGGUUUGCCCCAGCUUAGAGACCAAACGAACCUGCACAACAUUUUUACCGAACUGUGGGACGUCUAUGAACGCGAUGCAGACCCCACCACGAACCCCGGGCUUAACCAGCCGGUUACGUAUGACCUGCGGGAGGGUUUGGGUAGGCCCCCACCUGAGGGGGGACCAAGGGGAACCCAGGAAAUGGGAUCAGAGGAGUGGGCUCGGGCCCGCAUCCGUCCGGGGGGAUCCCUCCCGAGCCUUCGCCGCUUCCCUUCCGACCCCCCCGCGCCGAUCGAACGCGCGCUCCCGCGCCGGGAUCAAGAGUCGGCCGCCCUCCUCCACUUCCCCCAACUCGAGCUUCAUCGCGACGUGCCGUUGUCCGACGCGGCGCUGACUGCACUCGCCAUAUCACUCGGUCUUUUCCGCCGCGAGGGGGAUCCCCUGGGCACGCUUCCCGAGCUCGUGCCACGUGUCCCUGUGCCCGCGGGGGGGCUGCUCCCUGAGCGCUCAGCGGGGCUAUCCGGCGCCGCCGGAAGAGUUUCCGACCUACCCCCGGCGGUGCUCCAAAGAGUGGCGUCCGCGCCCCCUUUGGUCGGUGCAACUCUUCCGACGCUCAUCGUUCCUACCGACCCUGCACUAGAGUCCCCGGGGGUGGUCUCAGCCGUCCAGCUGGCAUCAUCGGAGGGCAGCCCAGCCGCCACGUCGACGCCCGCCAAGCGGCCGAGGAAGCGGACUGCGAGAGGGAGGGCCAACGAGGGACAACUAGAGAAGGCUCCGUCUCUGAAGCGGCCGCCCAGCCCAACGCCAAACGCUCUCAGAGACCCGGAAGAUAACCCGCCGCAAAACCCGGGCGCGGCGGCGGACCCAGCUAACUUGGCGCCAAACCGGACGGUCAGCGGGUGGUCCGUACAGAGCCUGGAUGAUCCCCGGGCCGACAUUGGAGGUCAGGACACGCGGCGCCCUCUGAAGAAGCCACGUGACGUCUCCCCGGGCGGGGGUGCGACGAUGUCCGCGCACUCCAGUGGGGGGGCAAGCGCUGCAGGGAGCCUCAGCAAGUCGGCGGCCCCCCCCGAGAGCGAGGGGCCGAGGGAGAGACAGGAGGAGAGGGCGCGUAAGAGAAGCGCGCGCAGAAGUCUGCUGGACAAGCUGCGCAACAAGACGUGCGGCUGUAAGCAGGACUGGCCCGACGACAUGCAGAAGCUGUUCGACCUGUCACAGAAGCAGUCGAACGACCUCCGCUCUCUGCGCGGACAGCUGGACCACGCGAACCGCCGCGACUCCCUGCAGACGCAGGAGAUCGAAGCGCUCCAAAGCGCCGUCGCAGAUCUGCAGCGAGCGCUCGACGCCGCGCGCGCGCAGCGCGCGCGCCAGGGGGCCGUUCCGGCGGCGCCCGGGGAGGGGGCGGCCCAGCCGCGCGCUAAUGAGGGCGGCGCGCGCGGGCCUGUGGAAGCGCGCGCGAUGGAAGAUGCUCGCGCGCCUGGGGCCCGGCGUAGGGAGGAUCCCCCGGCGGAGGGCAGGGGGGCCCGGUCGAGUGAGGAAGAGUCGAGCAAAGGCCCCCGUUCGAAAUGGUAG